GCGCCGUAUGGCUGCAGCGCCGUUCGCCCGCGCGCCCGGCGGCUCCUCCUCCUUCUCCUCCUUUCCCGGCCCCGUCCCGGCCCCGUCCCGGCCCCUUCCCGGCCCGUCCCGCCCGGGCCGCGGGAGGGAGACCACCGCCAGCAAAUUACUGUGCCGCCGCGCCCCGGCCGCCGGGCUCGGCGCGUGUUUUGGUUGGGCUUCUUCCCCCACCCCCUCCCUCCCCUGAUCCUCCUCCCGCUUUUUUUUUUUUUUUUUCAGUUAACGUUUAAAUACUUUUUUUUUUUUCGCCUCCUUUUCGCGUGGCGGUGGGUUCUCCUCUCUUCUGCUCCGUUCACCUGCGAUCAGCGGAUGCAAGUCACACACGCUCUCUCCCCUCCCUCCCUCUCUCUCUCCAAGUUAGCAGCAAAGAACAAAAAAAAAAUAGCUCCGUUAAGGAUAAGAGAGGGAGCGGAGGGGUGUGCGCGCGUCUGCCGGGGAGCGCCGGCGAGCGGAGGACACCGCCGACGGCUCCGCACACUCCUCCCGCCGCGCCAAGUGAAGGAGCAAGUUUGCCGUGCACCUGUUUGAGCAGCUCGAACUCCCGUCGCCGCCGAGCCCCGAAAGUGGUUUGCAAAAGGGAGAAAGUUUUUCGCCGGUGGGGUCGCCGAUCGCCCUCCUCGCGGUUUUCUUUUCCUCUUUUUUUUUUUUUUCCUUUCUUUUUUUUUUUUUUUUCCACGGCGGUAGCUACCUAGAUACGAACGGGUUUCACCUCGCUCGCUCCCCGUCCGCCCGGGCUCCUCUAUGUUUGAUUCAUUUUUCACGUCUGGCGCCGGUGGAAAAUAAAAAAGCUACUUGAAUGUACAGCAUGAUGAUGGAGACGGACUUGCACUCCCCCGGCGGAGCCCAGGCCCCCACGAACCUCUCGGGGCAGACCGGAGCGGGAGGCGGCGGAGGAGGCGGUGGCGGCGGCGGCGGGGGGAACAAAGCGAACCAGGACCGGGUCAAGAGACCCAUGAACGCCUUCAUGGUGUGGUCGCGGGGCCAGCGGCGGAAGAUGGCCCAGGAGAACCCGAAAAUGCACAACUCGGAGAUCAGCAAGCGCUUGGGGGCCGAGUGGAAAGUCAUGUCGGAGGCCGAGAAGAGACCGUUCAUCGACGAGGCGAAGCGGUUGCGGGCGCUGCACAUGAAGGAGCACCCGGAUUAUAAAUACCGGCCCCGGCGGAAGACCAAGACCCUGCUCAAGAAGGACAAGUACUCGCUGGCCGGGGGGCUACUGAGCGCCGGCUCGGCCGCGGGAGGCCCGGCCGGUGUCGGCGUGGGCAUGGGCGUCGGCGUCAGCCCGGGCGGUGUUGGGCAGCGGCUGGAGAGCCCCGGCGGCACGGCCAGCGGCGGCUACGCGCACAUGAACGGCUGGGCGAACGGCGCCUACCCGGGCUCGGUGGCGGCGGCGGCGGCGGCGGCGGCGAUGAUGCAGGAGGCGCAGCUCGCCUACAGCCAGCACCCGGGCAGCGGGGGGCACCCGCACCACCCGCACCCCCAUCACCCGCACCACCCGCACAACCCGCAGCCCAUGCACCGCUACGACAUGGGCGCCCUGCAGUACAGCCCCAUCUCCAACUCGCAGGGCUACAUGAGCGCCUCGCCCUCGGGCUACGGCGCCCUGCCCUACGGCUCCCAGCCCCACCAGAACUCGGCGGCGGCAGCGGCGGCGGCGGCGGCGGCGGCGGCCGCCUCCUCGGGGGCGCUGGGCGCCCUGGGCUCGCUGGUAAAGUCGGAGCCCAGCGUGAGCCCGCCCGUCACUUCGCACUCGCGGGCCCCGUGCCCCGGGGACCUGCGGGAGAUGAUCAGCAUGUACUUACCGGCCGGGGAAGGCGGCGAUCCGGCGGCAGCUGCCGCCCAGAGCCGGCUCCACUCCCUGCCCCAGCACUACCAGAGCGCCAGCACGGGGGUGAACGGCACCGUCCCCUUGACGCAUAUCUGAACCCCCGCCGGCACCGGAGCGGCGGAGGCAGGCUCGGGUGCGAGCACCGGCUCGGCUCUCGGGCCCCGGCCGCGGCCCCGGGCCGUUCCGCUGGACUGCGCGCCCCGCCGCUGCCACCGCACGCUCAGCCCCGGCCGCCCUCCCGCGUCCCGGCCCCGCGCCUCUCCUGCCCCGCUCCCAGGUUCCCCCUCUUAUUUUUGCCUCUCGCGCCCCUUCCCUCCCGCCCUUCCCCGCCUCUCUCUCUUUUUUUUUUUUCUUUCUUCCUUCCUUUUUGUACAGAAAUGUUUUGAUGUUCUUGUAAUAAUAAUAAUAAAUAAUAAUAAUAAUGACGAGAGAGAAAAAAGGUAACGGUUGCUUUACUUACCUUUUUUUUUUAGAAGGACUAGUUUAUAAAACUAGUUUUAAACUGAACUUCCGUGUUUUAUCGAGACUUUUUGUACAGUAUUUAUCAUUCACCCAAGAGGCAUAGUGCGUUUAUUUGCAAAAGAAGAGAAAGAGAAAAUAAGGGAGGAAAAAAGGAGAAAGGGGGGGAAACGAUGGUGAAAAGACAAAAAAAUACCAACAAAAAGUUGUAGGCGAUGCCAACUUUUAUACCGCGUGGAACUGCUACGAUUUCAGUCACGGAUCGCUUCUUGCGAAGGCUUUUUAUUGACUAAUUAACUCGAAGUUGAUGAGGAAACAGUUCUCAUUUAUUACUCAUGUACUAAAGCAAAUCCAAAAGAACAACUAAAAAGUUUUUUGUAGAUAUUCUCGCGGUUUUGUUGGGUUGGGGGUUUUUUGUUACUUGUUUGUUUAUUUAUAAAACUUUUGUUUUUCUUUUAGAAACUACAUUUUUUUUCCUGAGGUUUGUAAAAUUUUAUUGUAUCUGGAUAUUUUUGUUUGUUUGUUUUCUCUUCGGUUUUGUUUUCUUUUUGUAUCAUUUCUUGUAAAUGCAUUGUGAAAUAAUUUUUAGUUAGGCAUUAUGAAGGAAUUCAGAUUUUGUACAUAGUUUACUAAAAAGCUUUUCUGCUAAACAGAAAUCCGAAGGAUGCGUCCUUCUUUUUUUUUUUUUUUUUUGAGUUAAAUAAAUUUCAAAGCGGAAAAAGUCACCUGGUUUUUAAAAACAAACAAACAAACAAACAAAAAUUUCCUGGAGAACUUAGUAGUGUUUGCCAUGGUAAACCUAGAAAUACAGCGGGUAAACCUAAAUUUUGGGAAGGAAGUUUUAAACAGCAGCGGCAAGCAGAAUGAUGUGCAAUCUGCAGUAAAUAUCGAUGUUCUCUAACCUGUGCAAACCGGGAGGGAUGAAGGUAGAUUUAUUUUAAUACUCGUUCCCUACUGCAAGGGAAAGCCUCUUACUGCGUUACUCUUCUAGCCAUGAACAUUUAUUUUGUAGACUUUAUGGCUGGGCUGGUGGUCUAAACCUUGCUGGGGCAGUAACUUUCCCCCUGGGGGUAAUCGGGUGCUGCUCACCCCUGCUCGCCUUGGGUCCCCGCUCGGCCGGGAGUUCCCGCCGGCCCAGGGGGGGCACCUACCUCCCUGGGAAUCGAGAAGGCACCGGUCAGCGCGGCACUUCCCCUCUAAUUAACACCUUGAAAAGAGAAAGAGCUUAGUUUUGCUCAUCUCGAAAAGAAAAGCGACCUCUAAACCUCAAGCCCGAAAAGCAGCCCCGUCCCUCCGGAGCAUCCCGGGGGGCGAGCGGGAAACGGAGGGGUCACACGUUUCUGUCCCCUCCGACGUCCCCCCCCCCCCCCCCCUCAAUUUUCAGCGACUGGUGCUAAAGCUGUCGAG
This is a messenger RNA of Chiroxiphia lanceolata (lance-tailed manakin), 3730 nucleotides long. RefSeq names its product SRY-box transcription factor 1 (gene SOX1). Gene Ontology annotation, biological process: anatomical structure morphogenesis; regulation of DNA-templated transcription; cell differentiation. Gene Ontology annotation, molecular function: DNA-binding transcription factor activity, RNA polymerase II-specific; RNA polymerase II cis-regulatory region sequence-specific DNA binding. Bases 836 to 1960 code for a protein of 374 amino acids. The transcript has a single exon. NCBI's taxonomy places the organism in Eukaryota, Metazoa, Chordata, Aves, Passeriformes, Pipridae. The record is from RefSeq and is a predicted model, not a curated record.